This is a messenger RNA of Caenorhabditis elegans, 267 nucleotides long. RefSeq lists its product as uncharacterized. The coding region runs from base 1 to 267 and encodes 88 amino acids. The record is from RefSeq and is marked reviewed. Lineage: Eukaryota; Metazoa; Nematoda; Chromadorea; Rhabditida; Rhabditidae. The transcript is spliced from 2 exons.
AUGGGGGAAGAGACACGGAGACAGGAGAGAAGGAUCGAUGCGGAGAAGCGCGCGGUUUCCUCUCUUCUUUUCCGCAUCAUUCGCAGCCACUCCACACCAGUAGCCAACAGCACAGCGAGCGAUGAAGCCACCGCUGCCGCCGCCGCAGGGCAACAAAACUUUGCAAGUAGAAAAAGAAGAGAGACAAAGAAGAGAGAGAAGUCGUCGUCGUCGUGCGUCUCUCACUGUUUUUUGGUAAUGGGACACGGGAAGGCGUUCGUCUUUUGA